AUGAGCAACGGCGCGCCGAGUGCGGACGCGAAGAGUGGCGAUGGCAGGGCGAGCGACGGCGGUCGCGAUCACGCGAUGAGCCGCGGCGGGAUGAGCUGCGACGGCGCGACGAGCGUUGGCAAGGCGAGCAAUGGCCGCACCAUGACGGGCGGCAUGACGGGCGGCUUGGCUACAACGACUCUUGGUGCAGUGGUCGCGAGCAGCGAAGGCACGCUGAGCCGCAAUGGCCCAAUGAGCGAUGGCACGACGAGCCAUUGCGCGGCGAGCAAUGGCCGAACCAUGACAGGCGGCAUGACGAGCGGCGCGGCUACAACGACUCUUGGUGCGGAGGUCGCGAGCAGCGAAGGCACGCUGAGCCACAAUUGCCCGCUGAGCGAUGGCGCGACGAGCCAUGGCGAGGCGAGCAACGGCCGCAUCGUGACGGGCGGCAUGACGAGCGGCAUGACGAGCGGCGCGGCUACAACGACUCUUGGUGCAGUGGUCGCGAGCAGCGAAGGCACGCUGAGCCACAAUUGCCCGCUGAGCGAUGGCGCGACGAGCCAUGGCGAGGCGAGCAACGGCCGCAUCAUGACGGGCGGCAUGAUGAGCGGCGCGGCUACGACGAUCGGGGCAGAGGCGAGCGCGCGCGCGACUGGCACGAUCGGCGCGAGGAUCGGUACCACGAUCCCAGGCGCGACCAUGACCGGCGCGACCUCCGCGGCGAGGGGCAGCCUCAGCACAGCGACCGCCGGUGGACUCAAUGCUAAGCAGCUCAGCAGCCACAUCUCAAAUGCUGGCAGCGCUGACGCAUUGCUCGCGCUCUUUGCUGCCCACAGCGCGAGCUUAAACCACAUCCGCGCUGCGAACCUGUGGAACAAACUGGGCAAGCAGCGCGUCGAGCGGCGGCACGAGGAGCAACUUGAGCAGCUGGUGCAGCGCACGCUGGACCUCAUUUCUUCGUGCGACGCACGGGGACUGGCAAACAUCGCUCACGGCGUGGCAAACGACUCGCUCGCGCGGGAUCCGUCAAGGUGGAGCGAGGAGGGCCGCGUUCAGCUGCACCAGUGGCAGCUCUGGCUCUCCCUGGAACGCUUGCAGCGUUCGGUUGCGGCUGCCCUCGCCGCCGUCCGGCACGGCUUCGAGGAGGAGCAUCUCGAGCCGCGCACCGGCUACUCGCUCGACCUUGCGCUGCCCUCGUCACGCAUCGCGAUUGAGGUGGACGGCCCCUCUCACUUCCUGCUGCCCAACGGCCUGGGCGUGCGCCAACCCAACGGGCCAACGCUGCUCAAGCGGCGCUUCCUCGCGGCGGCUGGCUGGAGGGUGAUCAGCGUUCCAUUCUACGAGUGGGACGGCUUCGCGAGGGCCAAUGAGAGGCAAACCUACCUGCAGAAGCUGUUAGGCUAG
Messenger RNA from Emiliania huxleyi CCMP1516, 1383 nucleotides. RefSeq lists its product as hypothetical. The record is from RefSeq and is a predicted model, not a curated record. The transcript is spliced from 4 exons. Lineage: Eukaryota; Haptophyta; Isochrysidales; Noelaerhabdaceae. Bases 1 to 1383 code for a protein of 460 amino acids.